GCCCCCCAGCUUUGCAAUGCACGCGCCCCACUCAGAGCUGCUCCCCCCACUGCGGAACUCUUAAAGGGCCAGGCGGGCUCCGGCUCUGCACCAGCAGCCGCUGCGGCGGGGCUCAGCAGCUGUAUCCAGGGAAGGCGAAAAAACAGUCACCAACCCCUCUGCGGAGGGCUCUGUAAGCAGCAGAAGCACCACUAAGCGCCUGAAGGAGCGUAACGCUGAACGAUGGAAAAUAUCCCACCAGGAGAUCUGGACAAGGCUGCUAGUGGGGAUCAGAACAGCUCAGCGACAGCGCGUCUGCAUUUGUAUCCAGGCAUGCAGGACGAUGCCAAUCCAGAUCUUGACCAAGGCCUUGCUGCGCAAACCGCAGGUGCUUCCCUGAAUCACUCGACCACCCUGACAGACAGACAGAGAGGCAACGAGGUCUCUGCCCUUCCAGCAACCCUCGACAGUACGUCCCUGAAGCACUCGACCACCCUGACAAACAGACAGAGAGGCAACGAGGUCUCUGCCCUCCCAGCAACCCUCGACACUUUGUCCAUCCACCAGUUGGCUGCUCAGGGUGAACUCAGUCAGCUGAAAGAGUAUCUCCGAAAAGGGGAGAACUUGGUGAACAAGCCCGACGAGAGAGGCUUCACUCCUCUGAUCUGGGCCUCUGCCUUCGGGGAGAUUGAAACAGUCCGUCAUCUGCUCGACUGGGGUGCGGACCCCCACGUACUGGCCAAGGAGCGGGAGAGCGCGUUGUCGCUGGCCAGCACCGGAGGAUACACCGAUAUAGUGACCAUGCUGCUGGAAAGAGACGUCGAUAUCAAUAUAUACGACUGGAACGGAGGCACCCCGUUGCUGUAUGCCGUGCGUGGCAACCACGUGAAGUGUGUCGAGGCUUUACUAGCUCGCGGUGCUGAUCUGACGACGGAAGCCGACUCCGGCUACACCUCCAUGGACCUGGCCGUGGCGUUGGGACACAAGAAAGUUCAACAGGUUAUUGAGAACCACAUCCUCAAGCUGUUUCAGACCAAGAAACUGGAGUGACGCUGGCUCGUGCUCCCUGGCUGAAAGAAGCAGGGCUUUGCUGUCUCCGUCAGCUCUCCGGAUGCUGCAUGGGAACAAGGUGGCCAGACGCGCUGUCUCUUUCCAAGGGCUGACACUCCUGCAGCAGAUCUGUGCUGCCACUGCUGGGCGGGUGUGGAGGGAGC
Molecule: messenger RNA, 1193 nt
Organism: Terrapene triunguis (Three-toed box turtle)
Lineage: Eukaryota; Metazoa; Chordata; Testudines; Emydidae
Gene: RFXANK
Product: regulatory factor X associated ankyrin containing protein
Exons: 10
Coding region: 223-1029 (268 amino acids)
Biological process (GO): regulation of transcription by RNA polymerase II
Cellular component (GO): nucleus
Molecular function (GO): protein binding
Source: RefSeq, a predicted model, not a curated record